AUGUCUGGUCGUGGUAAAGGUGGUAAAGGACUUGGAAAAGGUGGUGCUAAACGACAUCGAAAAAUCCUUCGUGAUAAUAUUCAAGGUAUCACUAAACCAGCUAUUCGCCGUCUUGCACGUCGUGGUGGUGUAAAACGUAUUUCAGGACUUAUUUAUGAGGAAACUAGAGGUGUACUUAAAGUAUUCCUUGAAAAUGUUAUUCGAGAUGCUGUAACUUAUACAGAACAUGCAAAACGUAAAACUGUAACUUCUCUUGAUGUUGUUGACCCAGUAGUUUUAGAAAAAUUAAAAAAAUUUAGAUUCGGAAAGAGAUCACAAGGAAAUGCGGCAUUUGUUUUAAAGAUCGAUAGAAAAAAUUUAUUAGUUGUAGAAGAUGGAAUUUAUGAUAAUAUAUCAUUGAGUGAACUUGUUGAUGUACUUCCCGAAACUAAUCCACGAUAUAUUGUAUUAAGUUAUGAGUUAUCUCAUAAUGAUGGAAGAAAAUCAUAUCCAUUAGUAUUGAUUUAUUAUUCUCCUCCUUCUAUCAAACUUGAGACUCACAUGCUGAAAGCAGAUUUGAAUAAGGUGUUUGACAUUAGAGAAGUAGAAUCAUUAACUGAUGAAUGGUUACAAGAAAAACUAUUACAUCAUUAA
Molecule: messenger RNA, 633 nt
Organism: Diversispora eburnea
Lineage: Eukaryota; Fungi; Glomeromycota; Glomeromycetes; Diversisporales; Diversisporaceae
Source: the annotation of a GenBank genome assembly